UGUGAACUGUAGCCAAUGAGGCAUCUGUGUGGGCGGGCCCCGGACGAGAGCGCAGCCCUGAUUGGUCAGCGGUACUUGGCAAAUGGCGGAGGCGCUGAGGCGGGUCCUGGAUGCGGGCAGCGCAGCGAGGCCCGAGGGGGAUGGAGCUAGCGGGCCACCGUUGCUGCUGCUCGGCGCUCCGCGUUCCGCGCAGACGUCGCUGCUGUUUGCAGCCGCCCUCGAGGCGGCAGGGGAAGGCCGCGGGCCUGUCCUCUUCCUGACACGAAGGCCACUUCAGAGCCUGCCGCUCAAUACACCCGCAGCGCGGGAACCCUGGCGGCUCCAGAUUCGAUUCCAGUACCCAUCCUCAGUUCCAGAGCUUCUCCAGCUGCUAGCCUCUGCCCAUGAGGCCCCAGGGCCUGCCCCGUCCCUUCUACUGCUGGACGGCCUGGAAGACUAUCUAGCAGAAGAUUCAGGGACCCAGGAAGCCGCCUACUUGGCUGCAUUGCUUCUAGAUACUGUUGCCUACUUUAGCCACCAUCAUGGAGCCAGUGGCAGCUGCGGGCUUGUGGUGGCCCUUGAGACCCAAAAAGAAGCAGACAGUGAUGUCCCACAUCUGACAUUGCUUCAGCGGUAUUUUCCUGCACAGUGCUGGCUGCAGCCAGAUGCCCUAGGCUUGGGACAGCAGUACUGCCUUCGAGCCAGCCUGGCGUCGGGCCCGCUGAGCCCCAGGAUGGAGUGGUCAGUGACUUUCUUGCCCAGUGGAGAGAUGAAGAUCACCCCAUGGCCUACCCAGGCUUCUAAGCCCUGCUCGGACAGAAAAGGUUCUAGUGCUAGAAGCCAGUCAUUAACUUUGGCAUGUGACAACCUCUCUGGUCCUCAGUGUCCCUUGGAUAGAACACUGACUUCGGGGACAGGUGCAGAGUCAAAGACCUGAACAGUGUAGGUUUUCUUUUAUAGACUAGCAUUGUUGAGAGCUGGUGAGAUGGCUCAGUAGGGAAGGGACCUUGCCAACCUGCAUGAUGGCCUGACUUUGAUUCCUGGGACCCACAUGGUUGGAGUCUAGAGCUGACUCCUGCAGGUUGUCUUCUGACCUCCAGUUUUGGGUGGUGACACACACACGCCCUCCACACUAAUAAUAAUAAAUAAAUAAUAAACCCUUCUAAAUAAAUAAAUAUAGUCAGCUGGAGCUUCCUUUGCCCACUGGCUGUCAUUGAUGAGAUUCAGCCACGUUUCCUAGUUCAUUUCUUUACCUGUUGCAUUCUUUUCCCAGACAGGACCUUGUGUAGCUCAGGCUAGGCUCAGACUAAAUAAAUACUUAGCAGAGGCUAUCCUUGAACUUCUGAUCCUCCAGCCCCAUCUCUUGAGGGCAGGGCCUAUGGCGUGUUCUCAUAUACUUGACUCCUCUUGCCUAUUCCAUGGGUGCCUGUAUCUGUUACCUCUGUGUCUCUGCUUACAUACUGUCGGGAUUAAACAUACACAUGCCCUUGCACAUGUGUGUAGGGUGUACGGCUGGGAGUGGACUCACUCCACAUAGAGUAUAGGACAUACAUUUUUAAUGCCAUUAAACUGAAUUUGAGCAUGGUUAUAUGCAAAAUGGUAGGCCCAGCUUUGGGACGUAGGUGUAGGAGGUCACUGUGUAAGGUUGUCCUAAGCCACUCUGACAUACACUAGACCCUGUCUCAGAAGAACCCAAAUGGGCCAGGCUGUUAAUCCUAGUGUGUUUAAGGCCAGCCUAGUUUCAGUGGACUGUUCAGGCCACCCAGGGCUACA
Messenger RNA from Microtus ochrogaster (prairie vole), 1752 nucleotides. It is a transcript of the gene Swsap1, whose product is annotated as SWIM-type zinc finger 7 associated protein 1. The record is from RefSeq and is a predicted model, not a curated record. Gene Ontology annotation, biological process: double-strand break repair via homologous recombination. Gene Ontology annotation, molecular function: single-stranded DNA binding. NCBI's taxonomy places the organism in Eukaryota, Metazoa, Chordata, Mammalia, Rodentia, Cricetidae. Gene Ontology annotation, cellular component: Shu complex.